AUGCAGACACCAGCAACUACCGCCAAAGGUGGCAAGGGCGGGAAAGGAGGGAAAGGGGGAAAGGGAGGCAAGGGGGGGAAACGCAGCGGCCGGCACGGGGCAUCGGCGAGCAAGCAGCCGUCGAUUCAGGCGAAGCGGGAGCAGCAGCUGCAGCAGCAACAGUCAGAUCAGCAGUUGGCGCAAACUCCGCAGAAAGCUCUCUACGCGCACGCCGCCCAGCCUCUAGACCCUGCGCGGAUCACUUCCGCCGCAUCUCCGCUCUCCGCUUCCGCAAACGCCGCCGUCAAAAGCGAACAUGGGUCCGCGCCUGUUGUCGCUGGCGGAACCUUCGGGGGAGGCGCAGCAGCGUUGGGGGCAGCGCCGGGCGCGGAGCGGCCGGCUGCGGGGGGAGCGGCGGUGGCGGGGGAAGGAGUAGGAUUGGCGGGUCCGCUUGAAGUGGGCGCGCGGGUGAGCGCGCGGUGGCGCGACGGGAAGAUGCACCCCGCGAAGAUCAUCGAACGGCGGAAAGCGGCGGGGGGCGCGGACGAAUACGAGUACUACGUGCACUAUACCGAGUUCAACCGGCGAUUGGACGAGUGGAUCCCGGUGAGCAGCAUUGACCAAUCGUCUGUCAAUACGGCGUGUGAAGAGAAGGCUGAGGAGAAGCAUGGCAGCGGAGUGAAGAUGACACGUCAUCAGAAGAGGAAGAUAGACGAGCUACACAUAGAAGAGGGACAUGAAGACUUUGACGCGGCUAGCCUAAGGGAGCACGAGGAGUUCACAAAGGUGAAGAACGUGGCGGUGAUAGAGCUGGGGCGGUACGAGAUGGACACCUGGUACUUCUCGCCCUUCCCCCCCGAGUACGCGCACUGCUCCAAGCUCUUCUUCUGCGAGUUCUGCCUCGCCUUCCUCAAACGCCCCUCACAACUCGAGAGGCACAUGCGCAAGUGUGACCUCAAGCACCCACCGGGGGAUGAGAUUUAUCGCAACGGCUCGCUCUCCAUGUUCGAGGUGGACGGCAAGCGCAACAAGGUGUACUGUCAGAACCUCUGCUACCUGGCGAAGCUGUUUCUGGAUCACAAGACCCUCUACUACGAUGUGGACCUCUUCCUCUUCUACAUCCUCUGUGAAUGUGAUGAGAGGGGCUGCCAUGUUGUCGGCUAUUUCUCAAAGGAGAAGCAGUCAGAGGAGGGCUACAACCUGGCAUGCAUCCUCACGCUGCCGCCCUACCAGCGCAAGGGAUACGGCAAAUUCCUCAUCGCCUUCUCCUACGAGCUUUCGAAAAAAGAAGGUAAAGUCGGAACACCCGAGCGCCCUCUCUCCGACCUGGGUUUGCUGAGCUACCGCGGGUACUGGCUGCGCGUGCUGCUGCGGAUUCUGAAGCACCACCGCGGCAACCUGUCGAUCAAAGAGCUGAGCGACAUGACGGGCAUCAAGACGGAGGACGUGAUCUCCUCGCUGCAGUCGCUGCACCUCAUCCAGUACCGCCGCGGGCAGCAUGUCAUCUGUGCGGACCCCAAGGUGCUGGACCGACACCUGAAAGCGGUGGGAAAGCCGGGGCUGGAAGUUGACGGGGGAGGGAAAGGAUCUUUGGGAGUGUUUCUCAGUGGUUCAUGUUGGAUUGGAGUGUGUCCUGUGUAA
This is a messenger RNA of Closterium sp. Naga37s-1, 1620 nucleotides long. The record is from the annotation of a GenBank genome assembly. Lineage: Eukaryota; Viridiplantae; Streptophyta; Zygnematophyceae; Desmidiales; Closteriaceae.